Cordyceps fumosorosea ARSEF 2679 is the source of this 1665-nucleotide messenger RNA. RefSeq names its product thiamine pyrophosphate enzyme. Gene Ontology annotation, molecular function: acetolactate synthase activity; flavin adenine dinucleotide binding; thiamine pyrophosphate binding. The record is from RefSeq and is a predicted model, not a curated record. Bases 1 to 1665 code for a protein of 554 amino acids. Gene Ontology annotation, biological process: L-valine biosynthetic process. The transcript has 4 exons. NCBI's taxonomy places the organism in Eukaryota, Fungi, Ascomycota, Sordariomycetes, Hypocreales, Cordycipitaceae. Gene Ontology annotation, cellular component: acetolactate synthase complex; mitochondrion.
AUGUAUACCGCGUCGAAUGCCUUUUUCGACGCCAUCUGGGAUGCGGGCGUCACCCACUGCUUCGUCAACCUCGGCUCGGACCACCCGAGCUUCCUCAACGCCAUGGUCCAGGGGCAGCGCGAGAAGAAGGACAACUUCCCCCGCAUAAUCACCUGUCCGAACGAAAUGGUCGCCAUGUCCAUGGCCGACGGCUUCGCCCGCCUGACCAACCGCCCGCAGUGCGUCAUCGUGCACGUCGACGUCGGCACGCAGGCCCUCGCCGCCGCCGUCCACAACGCCUCCGCCGGCCGCUGCCCCGUGCUCGUCUUCGCCGGCCUCUCGCCUUUUACUCUUGACGGCGAGCACCGCGGCUCCCGCACCGAGCACAUCCACUGGAUGCAGGACGUCCCCGACCAGCGCGCCAUCCUCGCCCAGUACUGCCGCUACGCCGGCGAGCUCAAAACCCCGCGCAACGUCAAGCAGCUGGUCAACCGCGCGCUGCAGUUCGCGCGCUCGGACCCCCAGGGGCCGGCGUACCUGUGCGGCGCGCGCGAGAUCAUGGAGGCCGAGGUCGAGCCGUACGAGAUCAAGCAGGAGGAGUGGUCGCCGAUUGCGCUGGGCGGGCUGCCGAGGGGGGCGGCGGGGGAGGUGGCGUGGUGGGCGGGACCACGCGUUUCCGGGGGCGCUGGUGAGGUUGGCGGAUGCGGUGCCGGGGUUGCAGGUGCUGGACACGGGCGCGUGCGACAUGUGCUUCCCGGCGACGCACGCGGCGUGGGCGGGCUCGCGGUACGGCGUGGAGCCGUGCAUCGAGGCGGCGGACGUGAUCCUGGUGGUCGACUGCGACGUGCCGUGGAUCCCGACGCGGUGCCGGCCGCGCGACGACGCGGUCGUCUUCCACGUCGACGUCGACCCGCUGAAGCAGCUGAUGCCCGUGGCGCGCUGGAGCAGAUCCUGGCCAGCUUGGGCGAGGGGCCGGCGGCGGAGACGCUCAAGGCGAGGACAGAUGCGGAGGAGCAGCAGGAGCGGGUCAGGAAGGAGUACGAGGAAAGGCUGGCGAGGAUCGAGGAGGCUGCGAAGCCGAAGCCGGACGGCGGGUUCGGGGCGGGUCAUUUGUGUAGCAGGUUGCGGGAGCUGUGCCCGCCGGACACCAUCUGGGCGGUCGAGGCGGUGACCAACACGCCGUGGGUGCACGACAACAUCCGAGCGUCGCUGCCCGGCUCGCUACUCAACUGCGGCGGCGGCGGCCUGGGGUGGUCCGGCGGCGCGGCGCUGGGCAUCAAACUCGCCACCGACGCCGACGGCGACCGCAAGUUCGUCGUGCAGAUCGUCGGCGACGGCACCUACAUGUUCUCCGUGCCGAGCAGCGUGUACUGGAUCUCGAAGCGGUACAACAUCCCGAUCCUGACGAUUGUGCUCAACAACAACGGAUGGAACGCGCCGCGGCAGUCAUACAACCUGGUGCACCCGGACGGCAUCGCGCAGACGGCGACAAACGACGAGAUCAACAUCGCGUUCAACCCGACGCCCGACUACGCGGGCAUCGCCAAGGCCGCGGCGUGCGGAGACCUCUUCGCGGCGCGCGUGAGCGAGGCCGAGGCGCUGCCGGGGGUGCUCCGGGAGGCGAUUGAGAAUGUCAAGGCGGGUCGGUCGGCCGUCCUGGACUGUGCUGUUGUGCUGGGUUGCUGA